AGUUAUUUGGAAAAUGUCGACUUACGUUCCCAAGCCUUCCCGUGACAACGUGUACCGCUUCUUCUUCACGGAGGGCGUGAUCGCGUGCAAGAAGGACCGCAUGGGUACCUGGACGGGUACCCUUGGCGGCAACACCUUCACGGUGCCGUGCAUCCAGGUGAUGCAGCUGAUGCGCUCCCUUAAGAGCCGCAGCCUGAUCAAGGAGCAGUACGCGUGGCGCCACUACUACUGGACGCUGAACGACGAGGGUAUUGCGUACAUGCGCAGCUACCUGCACCUUGCUCCGUCCGCUGUGCCCAACACGCAGAAGCCGAGCACGGUGAACUUCGAGAAGGUGACGGAAGGCCGUGGACGCGGUCGUGGGCGCGGGGAGGGCCGUGGCCGCGGACGUGGUGAGGGCCGUGGUCGUGGUCGCGGUGAGGGCCGCGGUCGCGGUCGUGGCCGUGGCUUCGGUGGUGAGCGCACGAACUACCGCGCCGCCGCCGCCGCUGCCCCUGAGGGUGGUGCGGAGGCUGCCCCCGCCCCGGCUGCUGAGUAA
Molecule: messenger RNA, 538 nt
Organism: Leptomonas pyrrhocoris
Lineage: Eukaryota; Euglenozoa; Kinetoplastea; Trypanosomatida; Trypanosomatidae
Product: putative 40S ribosomal protein S10
Exons: 1
Coding region: 14-538 (174 amino acids)
Cellular component (GO): cytosolic small ribosomal subunit
Molecular function (GO): RNA binding; structural constituent of ribosome
Source: RefSeq, a predicted model, not a curated record